CUGGGGUCUCUCGAUAUAAGUCGCUGCCAGCUGCAGCCUUGUUGGGUCGACAUGCGAUAUAAAGCCAUAGAAUAACCACUCUGUAUUCUCAUAAACGCUACCACGGCACUGAACAUUUGUCUAAGCCGAUGUAUCCUCCCUCAUCUCGUUUUAGUCGACUAUCUCUCGAGAGCAUGUCUCCAGAAACCCGCUCUCGCACCAGGGCUCAAUCCCUAGGCCGGAAAACCGAGCAAUCUCACCACGAUGAAUCAUCUUCAGACUCUGAUACAAGCUCAGAUAGCUCUGGCUAUGUAGAUUACAGUUCAGAAUUGGACGAUGAUGAUGAGCCCUCUGCUAUCCGAUCCCCAACCAAACUCACAUAUCUCGUCGGCCAUCUCCCUGAGGAGACCCAGUCAAUCGUCCGCGAUACCUUCAAAGAGCCCCCAAAGAUCGCCCUAGAAAAGUGCCGUCGCAUAGACGAUACAUAUGCGUUCCAAAUGACAGAGCUUGUCACGCGCUCUGUGCGGAUCCGCGCGCCACAAGACGGCACUUCCAAUCUCAGCUGCUCAUGUCGAGAUGACGGACAGCCUUGCCAGCACCUCCUUUGGCUAUUAGAUCAGAUCGUCAAACAAACUCUGUACGAAACUGAUCUCAGCAAGCCUCUCAGGAUGAACCCAGUAGGCUAUGCUGAGGAGAUGGGCGAAGUUUUCCAAAAUAUAUCUAAUUUUCGUCUCGAUGUACUGGCGGAGGGACUUCACUGCCAUCUCGUCACCCCGGACUCAGAAUACAACAACGAGCCUGACGCUUUCCGCGCCCAGGAAGCUCGAGAAAUGCUUUCCUCUGUCUAUAAAAUGGACCCAGGGGACUUUCGACCAGAUAUCUUUGAAAAGGUUUCUCAUAGCAGGAAGAUCAUCAAACGCAACGACCUGGAACAAACCAUAUCUCGUAUGCUUCUAGAUAACCAUCACUUCUUUCACUAUUUCCGCUCUCUAUCUCGCCCACAAGACCCUAUAAAGGACGUAUUCUACAAACUUACUCAGCGCAUUAACCGCGUUGUUCGAGAUCUCGACACCCCAGGCCAAACUUCAGACCCUGAUCCCCCCCGAGAUGUCAUAUGGGCAGCUUCACAUAUUCUAGGCUGCGUUCGUCGGAUGCGCCACGAUAUUUAUUCCCGCGAAAGCCCUAUUUCAGCAAGAGAAGCCCUAUCAGCAGCUCGUAGCCUUGUGCACAUUCUGGACUUGGUGGUAUCUCGCAAUACAGACCAUGGUCCAAUAGAUGCACCCCGCAUCGACCGAAACCUCUACCUACGGCUAAUUGGAGAUCGAGAUCAAGACUUCAUUCUUAACGUCCUUAAUCUGAUCCCCGAAGCUGCGAGCCAGUUCCUACAUAACCUCGAGGAAGUUCUCGGCAAGAUUGAGAUUUAUGGAGCGCCAGCUGGCUAUGUACAACGAUUUAGGGCAAUGCUGGGAAGACUGAGAACAUCGAGUACAGGAUCUGGAUUGAAGAGGUCUGUUCAGGGGCAAACGGGUGGUCGUAAGACAAGGAGAACCAGAUGAGACAUGGAGACUUGGGUGACUGGUGACAAUGUACAUCGAAAAUAAGCAUCGUUUAUUGAUAUGAAUAGCUUUACAAGCUGAAUACCAAAUAUCGAGAUUUGUGUAAUAUAAAAACUAACUAGGCCAUACUUAUGAAAUAGAAUUCAGUGUAUC
Messenger RNA from Fusarium odoratissimum NRRL 54006, 1688 nucleotides. RefSeq lists its product as uncharacterized. The transcript has a single exon. The coding region runs from base 129 to 1535 and encodes 468 amino acids. Lineage: Eukaryota; Fungi; Ascomycota; Sordariomycetes; Hypocreales; Nectriaceae. The record is from RefSeq and is a predicted model, not a curated record. Gene Ontology annotation, molecular function: zinc ion binding.